AUGGAUAUCCACACGGAAAGCAGCGGCAUCGAUUCAUCGCCGGAUAUGAACAUCAGUGCCGAGUUGAACCCUUCGCCACAUCGGUCGGCAACGGUCAUGCCGAGAAAACUAUCAUUUUCCGGUAACUCGCCGGACCGUAACCCAGCAGAACCACCGGCCAAGAACCAACCGUCCCUAUCUCCGCCGUACCGAAAGGUGCAGGCGCUGCGUCUGUUCGAUACUCCAGCAACGCCAAAAACCAUUCUGCAAAAAUCAACCAACACAAUGUUCCGCCGGCAAGUAUUUGGUCCCGGGUCAACACUAUUCACUGCAGCAGGGGACGGGCUGCUCAAACCCGGUACGGAUGCCGACGUGUUGGCAAAACCAAUGGACGGAGGAAUGCCGAUCUUCAUCACCGACAAACCAAAACCGGUUCCGCUUCAUCGGCGCUAUGACGUGGGGCUACCGCCGGCCAACGUGAAUCCCUUCACACCGCCAGCAAUGUUUAUGCGAACGAAGAAGCGUACCCGGCAGGAGGGCCCCGAAAGUGCCAAGGCCACAAUUGGUGGUAGCAAUGGGCACUCAAUCAAAAACCAUUUCCCGGCACUGUUUCCUAGCAACAGAAUCAACAAGUGUCGCUUUCCGUACAGUGGUCCGGCUACUCCGUUUGCGCUAAGGCAGGCGAACGAUUCUACCACACACCAUACGCUGAAAAUGUUCAAUAUGGUGGAGGAUGAAAGUGGUGAGUUUAGGCAGGCCUCCAAACGGCUUGCCCUGCAAGAUUCCAACAUCUCCCGGUACAAGCAGGAAUUCAUCGAACUGUCGCUGCUCGGCAAGGGUGAGUUCGGACAAGUGUAUCAGUGUCUCAACCGGCUGGAUGGAUGUGUUUAUGCGAUUAAGAAAAGCAUCCGGCCGGUCGCUGGUAGCUCACUGGAAAAGACAGCUCUGAACGAAGUUUAUGCCCACGCCGUGCUUGGGAAACAUGACAAUGUGGUGCGCUACUAUUCGGCCUGGGCCGAAAACGAUCAUAUGUUGAUCCAGAACGAGUUUUGCAACGGAGGCAGUCUGCAAACGGUGUUGCAGGAACGCUGCCUUAAAGAAUCGGAACUGCGCACGCUGCUGUUGCACAUUGCCGAAGGUUUGCGGUACAUCCACUCAAACGAUCUGGUGCAUAUGGAUCUGAAGGCGGGCAACAUUUUCCUAUCCAAAGCACCGCUUCGCUCGGGCACGGCUAUGCACGGUGCUAAUGCCCUGCCCGUGAUAGCCGACUGUCCCGACGAUGGGUUUGAGGAUGUGUACGAUGAUCUGGAGAACGAGUACUUGGUGACGUACAAGAUCGGUGAUCUCGGACAUGUCACUUCGAUCCACGGGCCGCAGGUAGAGGAAGGCGAUUGUCGCUAUCUGCCGAACGAGAUACUACAGGAAGACUACAACAAUCUGCCGAAGGGUGAUAUCUUUUCGCUCGGGAUUACACUGUACGAGGCAGCCGGUGGAGGACCGCUGCCGAAGAACGGUACCGGAUGGCAUCUGCUGCGCAGUGGUCAGUUUCCCGAUCUGCCCAACAUUGGAAAAGAUUUCAAUGAUCUCAUCAAGCAGAUGAUGCAUCCGAACCCGGAAAAGCGUCCAUCCUCCACGACGAUCUUCAAUCAUCCGGUCCUAUCGCCAGUUGAUUCAAAAACUAAAGCCCAGCUGUGUUUGGAGCUGAGCUUGGAACGGCAGAAGAACGAGGUCCUGUUGAGAAAGAUUAAGGAACAGGCGAAGCUGCUGAAAACACUUGAACAACAUUCCCUUACGCCAGUUACAGCAUCGAUGGCGCGCAAGACACGCUACUCCGGAACUUCCCGUGAGACGUCUACCUCCGACCGUAAACUACGUUCCUAUUCACACAAGAAACGUACCACUAACCUUAUCUCCAAAAGAGGCAUCAAAGACAGCAACAAAUCGAAGGAUUAUUAG
Molecule: messenger RNA, 1935 nt
Organism: Anopheles marshallii
Lineage: Eukaryota; Metazoa; Arthropoda; Insecta; Diptera; Culicidae
Gene: Wee1
Product: wee1-like protein kinase
Exons: 3
Coding region: 1-1935 (644 amino acids)
Biological process (GO): protein phosphorylation; mitotic cell cycle
Cellular component (GO): nucleus
Molecular function (GO): magnesium ion binding; non-membrane spanning protein tyrosine kinase activity; ATP binding
Source: RefSeq, a predicted model, not a curated record